Exserohilum turcica Et28A is the source of this 1395-nucleotide messenger RNA. RefSeq lists its product as uncharacterized. Lineage: Eukaryota; Fungi; Ascomycota; Dothideomycetes; Pleosporales; Pleosporaceae. The transcript has 2 exons. Bases 1 to 1395 code for a protein of 464 amino acids. The record is from RefSeq and is a predicted model, not a curated record.
AUGCCCGGUGGCCCGCACCCCCCAAUGAGCGUUGUCGCUUCGUGGCCGCCUCCCAACCAUGUUAACCCAGAAGGAAGAGGAAGAGUGACGUCCAAUAUCGCAUUCGUCCUAACGCCAAUUACCUUUUUUGUUGUAUUCUCAAGGCUGUGGGUACGAUUCCGUAUGCAACGCAAUGCUGGUUUGGAUGACUGGCUCAUGGUAGUUGCUCUUGUAACUUACCUAGUGUCACACGACAUGGUUCAUUCACUUACUGUCUGGCAGCCACUCGUCAUGGCCAUGGCUAUCCUUAUCCCAUGGAUGCAUAUAUGGGAUGUCGAUCUUACCUUAUUUGAGGUCCAAAGAAAGCUCAUCUUGACGAUAGAGGUCUUGUUUGUCGUCGGCACAGGGCUUGUCAAAGUUUCCAUCCUUCUCUUCUUCCGUCGCCUGGGAUCGCGCGGCACGUCCAAAGCCUUCAGAAUCACCACCUGGGUUGCAAUUGGGUUCCAAGUCGCGUCCACAAUCACUUUCUUCAUAAGUCCGCUUGUUGGAUGCCGACCCAUCUCCGCUUACUGGGAGCAGUCAAAUGUCAUCAACAUAGCGCUAGGAAAAAAAUUCAACUGCAAUCAGGAGGGCGCUGCCAUGGCAGCCGCUGGCGUCAUUUCCACGGUGCAAGACGUAAUCUGUGCUCUACUACCCAACUUUAUCUACUGGAAAGCUAAAAUCCCAUUUCGACAAAAAGCAGCGCUAAUGGCAAUAUUUGCCACAGCUUAUGGAGCUGCUGCGUUUGGGGCUUUACGAACCUAUUCCACUUACGUUCUUUUCUAUGAAACGUACGAUGUUUCUUGGCAGCUCUGGGAGAUUUGGAAUUGGACCCUUCUGGAGCUUCAUAUUGGUGUAAUCUGCGCAAAUGCGCCCGCUUUCAAGGUCUUCGCGAAGAAGUACCUUAACGUCAAGUCUUUAGUAUCCAAGGACCAAAGUUCUUCGCAAGCGAAAUCGUCGCAAGCAAAGUCAUCGCAAGCACAGUCAUCGCAGACGGCGAGCCAAGCGAAGAGCACUCCCUCAGGAAAAUCCAGAGCAAAGUUGGCCCUGUGGAAAAAUUCCUUUGCAAAUCACGGAUAUUAUUCACAACCAACACAGCUAUCUGUUGAUGAGCUAGGUGGUGUGCAAAUUUGCAGAGAAUCGGAUAAAAAUACGUGUGGUAAUCUCAAGACCACCGAGGAUUCAGAUUGGGAUCACGCACGCAUUACGAAUGAUGAUGUUGAGUUGGGAAUACUUAACGAUGCCGAAUCCUACCCCACCCAGCCUCCCAAGUCACAUAGAGGCAGUCACGGCUUGGUAUCUUUAUAUAUGUACGAUAGUGAGUUAGAGGACGACAGUAUGAAUCAAGGAUUUCGACACUUGCGAAUCGAGGUAUAA